Triticum turgidum subsp. durum (durum wheat) is the source of this 951-nucleotide messenger RNA. Lineage: Eukaryota; Viridiplantae; Streptophyta; Magnoliopsida; Poales; Poaceae. The record is from the annotation of a GenBank genome assembly.
AUGGCGAGCUCGGCGCCUCCUUUCCUCCUCCUCCACUUCGUCCUCGUCGCCGCCGCGGUGGCCUCGGAGGAGCGCCCGCGCGUCACCCCCACCUUCAUCCAGUGCCACCCGGCGCAGGCAACCGCCAACGCCAGCAGCGCCAAGAACGCCACGGCGUUCCAAGCCAACGUGAUGCCCCUCCUCGCCAAGCUCCCCUCCGCCGCCGCGCCCACGGGCUUCACGUCCCUGCGGUCCGCCGGAGUGGUCGGACGCGACUGCGCGUUCGUCCGCGGGCUCUGCUUCGACUACGCCACACCGUCCCAGUGCCGCGAGUGCCUGGCCGCCGCGGCCAGGGAGCUCGCCGAAGCCUGCGGCGCCCACGGCCGGCGCGCCGGCGUCUGGACGGACGGUUGUUUCGCGUCUUAUGCUGACGCGAACGACUCAUCGCCCUACUCGGACAGCUUCCGCGCGCGCAUCAUCUCCGGCGCCGACGCGCUCACCACCAGCACCUCCUCCGAGCUGCAGAGCCUCGCCGACCUGGCGUGGCGCAUGGGGCCGGCCGCGGCCACCAGCGCCGGGAUGCAGGUGGCCGUUGACUGGACCGCCGCGGCGAACAACUACAGGAAGAACAGCACGGUGCGCGUGCUGGCGCAGUGCGCGCGGGACCGCACGGCGGAGGAGUGCAGCUGGUGCGUCCAGUACUCGGCGCGGGUGGCGGAGACAUGCGCCUGGUCCUGGUGCCCCUGGCACUCGGCGCGGGCGGGGGACACCUGCUGCUGGGGCCUCGACGCGUGGCGCGACGGCGUGGCGGGCGCCGUCGUCGGCUUCGACCGCUACCUGCGCUUCGACGUCGCCGUCGCCACCCCCACCGCCACUUCUACUGCGCCGGCGCGGGUGCCCCUGCUGCAAAGGCUCGGUGAGCAGAGCACGCUGCACGCUCUCGUCUUCUUCUUCUUCUUGGCUAUGGUUUGA